GUCACGACUCAUGUAAUUCCUUCAGUGCCCUUUCAGCAGCACGAUCACACUUGAAGACUAAAUUGGAAAGCGCACUGAAACCUGCUCCAGUCCGUUACAGCUUGCACCUAAAGAGCUCUGUGAGAAUCAUCAUGGACGAGGACUUCGAUUUCGAGCGUCGCAGAGAGAUACGGAGACAGAAGCGAGAAGAAAUGCAGCGGGAGGCAGAGAAGAUGAACUCUCAUGAUGAUGAUGAGGAAGUGGCCCGGGAGCGUCGGAGACGAGCCCGUCAGGAACGCCUGCGCAAUAUGGAGAAUGAGGAGUUGAGUAACACAGCAACAGAAACAAACAGUACAGAGACGUCCUCAUUGAUCUCUAGUUCUGCUCCAGCUGAGGAUGAUGAUCAGGCUCUCUUAGAGAAGAUCGCCAAGAGAGAGGAGCGGAGACAGAAAAGGAUGAAGGAAGCUUUGGAGAGACAGAAGGAACUUGAUCCCACCAUCACGGAUGAAACUGUCACCACCGCCACAGAGGACGAGCCAAGUCGUAGAAACGACAAACUAGAGUCCUCCCAAAAUGACAUUUCCUCAAUGAAAACCAAUUCCUGGAAAGAAAAUGAAGAGAUAAAAGAGGAGGAAAAGGAAGAAAUAAAAGAGGAGGAAAAGAUAGAGGAAAGCAACGUGGAGGUUGAGGAGACAAUCGCAGCAAAGGAGGAUCCAAUGUCAUUUACAGCAGCAGACGAACCUAAAGAAUCUUCUGAGAAGAUAGACAAACCAGAAGAGGAAGACAGACCACAGAGGUCCUACCUCAGAGAACAGGAAUCCAUGGAGGAGAAACCCAAAGAACCAGCGGUGCCAAAUGAGUUUGUGGAGGAAAAGCCAAAACCUUCCUUUUUGCGUGACAAACUAAAAGUGUCAACAAAGCCACAAGAUGCAGCUGAAAGCACCGCCAAAGCCAAGAAACCAGAGAAGACACUAAGUCCAACCAGCUUGCGUUCUCCUGAAACAGAGAAGCAGGAUCCCAUCGCCAAGCUGGAAGCAGAACGCAAGCUGCAGGAGCUGAAGCGCCGGCGGAACGAGACGGAAAGCGAGGUGCUGGAGAAGAUGAAGCAGAAGCAGCAAGUGGCCGAGGCGGAACUGGAAGAGCUGAAGAAGAAGAGGGAGGAGAGGAAGAAGAUUCUGGAGGAGGAGGAGAAGCAGAAGAAACAGCAGCUGGCAGAAAAGAAAGCCAAAGAGGAGGAAGAGAGGAGGAAGAUGAAGGAAGAGAUUGAGCGAAGGCGAGCAGAGGCAGCCGAGAAAAAAAAACAGAAGGAGGAGUCGAAAGAAGGGAGCAAAGCACCCUUCAUCGCUCCAAAGAGCGCCUCUGCAAAAAUUGGUGAGAAAGCUGAAUUUCUUAACAAAUCUGCUUUAAAAAGUCCGGUGAAAACUUCACACACUCCAUUAGUUUGCAAGAUUGGAAACAGACUGGAGCAGUACACUUCUGCUGUUCAGACCAAAGAGUUGUCCAGAUCACCCAAAUCUCCUGUGGACGUACCUGUGGCUGAAGGGCUGCGGAGCAUCAAGAGUAUGUGGGAGAAGGGGAAUGUGGUCAAUCCCACCCCGAGUCCUGCAAGCCCCCCAGCGGUCACCAAGGAAACAGCUGGUCUGAACAUCGGCGUGGCUGGGCGCAUUAACAGCUGGAAAACCAAGACUCCAGAGCCGAAGCCCACUGAACCGAAACCAGCCCCUGAACCAGAAAAACCACCUGCCAAAACAGACCAGAAGCCAGCUGAUGUCACUAAACCACGUGUCCCAAAGGGCUCCACACCUGCCAAGGUGUUCGCAGCCAAAAGUAAAUUCGUCACAAAUGGAACAAGAAAAUAAGGACAUCCGAACAACCCCCAGAUCAGCCAAAAUGGAAGACGCUUCCAUAAUAUGUGGAUAAUUUUGCAACUUCAAAACACAGAUUUUACAACAAGUGGCAACCAAACACAGUACAAAAUAUAAAUCAUACAAAAAUUUCUUUAAAAUCGAACUUUUAAAUUGAUUACAGUUACCAUAAAUCACACAGGCCCAAUAACACAUAUUAAAGUAUUAGUAUUACUAUCAAACAUUAACAAGUGACAGGUGCAUUUACGCUAAAACACUGUAGAGUUUGAUUGGACGCAAGUGUUUAAGUGGAAAGUGUUUUCAACUCCCUUUUAAACAUUGAUAAGCCUAUUUAUUUUGCUAUACUAAUGCAUGCUUAUAUGGUUAUUUUUUCCUGCUGUUCACAAUGCUAUAAGAUGAAAACAAAUUUAACAAAAAUCUCAUUUGCGCAUAUGAACUAUAUAAACAUUUAACUAUAUAAACAGCUAAGUAACCAUUAGAACUAAUAGAUGCGGUCACAUUAGCGACAAUUUUGUGAGAAAAUAGUCUAUUUUUAAUAGUGUAGCAACGUAUGGAGCACCGCUCAAACAAAAGUCACUUUUAAGCUGCUUUCUGUGUGUUGGACAACACGGCAAAUUCGAAACGGAACCUGUUGCGAAAUCGCCGUGG
Messenger RNA from Rhinichthys klamathensis goyatoka, 2492 nucleotides. RefSeq names its product caldesmon 1b (gene cald1b). The transcript has 16 exons. Bases 132 to 1838 code for a protein of 568 amino acids. NCBI's taxonomy places the organism in Eukaryota, Metazoa, Chordata, Actinopteri, Cypriniformes, Leuciscidae. Gene Ontology annotation, cellular component: actin cytoskeleton. The record is from RefSeq and is a predicted model, not a curated record. Gene Ontology annotation, biological process: angiogenesis; actin filament bundle assembly. Gene Ontology annotation, molecular function: actin binding; myosin binding.